This is a messenger RNA of Mizuhopecten yessoensis (Yesso scallop), 711 nucleotides long. RefSeq lists its product as uncharacterized. Gene Ontology annotation, molecular function: protein binding. The record is from RefSeq and is a predicted model, not a curated record. Gene Ontology annotation, biological process: signal transduction. The coding region runs from base 64 to 711 and encodes 215 amino acids. Lineage: Eukaryota; Metazoa; Mollusca; Bivalvia; Pectinida; Pectinidae. The transcript is spliced from 2 exons.
UCUCCUUCUGUGCCUGUGAAGAAUUUUGGCCGCCUUAGAAUUACUGUAUUACACCAUGGAAGAAUGCUAACAGCCCCCGAGGUUCCCUCCAAUUCCACUUUCAUGUACUAUGAUAGAAAUGCCAGGGAAAUCUACAACCACUUCCCGGUUGUUCCAAACAAAGGAAUAACAAGUGAAAAGGGGAUUAUUCAGUAUGAAAUGGAUACAACUCCCAAACGCCUCCUACAUACGGCAUACAUUAACGCUGAACUGUAUCUGGUCGGACUUCAGCAAACAGUACCAGUGCGUCAAGAACGACAACCAACACAGCGCCCAAAAACCCAACUGCAGCCAGAUAGACAAAUAUCACGACAACCUGGAGUUCGAAGAACAUCACAAGCGGAUGAUGCAAUCAAUGAUUUUUUCAGCGAACAAAGCUUAUUCUUUCUUGCACAGGAGAUACCGACAACCAAAGUAUGGGAACUGAUGUUACAACUUGGCUUACGCAUGAACCAGAUUGAAAACAUUCGCUCCGCAAACCAAUCUGACAACAAAUACAAAAUUACGUUAAUACUCUAUUGGAACAAUGAAAACAAGAAUCCACCGAACAGCAAGCUUGCCAUUCUUUGUGGUGCACUGAAAGAGGUUGAAUUGACUCCCGUCGCUGAAGUGUUGGAGUCGGUAUACAACGAACAUCGAUCUCUGAAAAAAGGGGAUUUCUCAAAUAUUUAA